AUGGCCGAGAACUCGGACUCGCGGGACUCGGAUAACAGCUGGGUGAUUGCAGGCUCCGAGGGUUUGCCCAUGGAAACCGUGGGCCCAGAGCUGGGCACAGUCACCCAGACUCCAGUGGACGAGGAACCAGCAGGACACGCCCUCCCCAAGGGGCACAGCACCGAGGAUGUGCACACGGCCAGCGCCUCCCCAGGCAGGAAGAGCGAAGGCUCCCAGCUGAACAUGUCCCCUGGCCCCGAGGAGGCUGAGUUCAAGGACUCUGAGGAGUGUCCCCAGGAGACCCUGAGCCCAGCAGCCUCCCCCAGGCCUGGUGCACCGGGCCGCGAGGUGCCAGAGAUCCAGGCACAGGAAGGGCCAGGCUCCGAGGACGCCGAGCUGGGCUCUGACACCAACACCCCGGGCUCCGCGCCCACUGGCAGAGCAGGGGAGCCGCUGGAGGAGGUGAGCAGCAGCGAGGAUGAUGCCGAGGGUCUGCGCCGGCGGCAGCUGCGGGACUCAAACCGGGCCCCGUGUGGCCCUGCCGAGCGCCGUGGGGCCGAGGCAGCCGGUGACGGGGAGAGUGGGCUCAGUGUGAAUUCGUGCCUGCUGGGUGUGCUGGCGCUGCUGGGCGUCGGGCUCCUGGCCUUCUCCGGUGCCAUCUACGACCCUGGGGAUGGCCCCACGGAGAGCAUGGAUCCCGGGGACAUCCCAGAUGGGCAGCAGCAGCCACUGGCUGCUGGCGUGAAGGACUGGCUGCAGCAGCCCCCGCUGGACCCAGCCGGGGACUCCCAGAGCCUGCACUCCAUGAGCCUGCUUCUGGACAAACUGGCCAAGGAGAACCAGGACAUCCGGCUCAUGCAGGCGGAGCUGCAGGCGCAGAAGGACGAGCUCCAGGCCCUGCUGCAGAAGAGCGAGGGGGAGAAGGCGUCGGCCGGCUCCCAGCAGCAGAGCCUGGCAGGGGAGAACGCGCGGCUCCACCAGGCGCUGCAGCAUGCGGCUGAGGCUCACCGCUCCGCCCAGGCCGAGCUGCAGGUGCUGCGGGAGCAGCUGCGGGGCCUGGAGCGGGAGGGCGCGGCCGAGACCCCGCGGCCGAGGGAGGGGCUGGCUGCAGAGCGGCCCCACGAGGAGCAGCUGCUGCACCAGGAGCUGGCCAAGCAGCGUGGGCUGCUGGGCUCCAUGCGGCGGGAGCUGGAGGGGGCCCUGCAGCGAGCCCGGGGCUCCGGUGGGAUGGAGCAGCUGCGGGUGGAGCUGGCCGACGUGGAGCAGCGGCUGGCACAGGAGCUGCAGCGGGUGGAGAGUUGGGAACACAACUACAGUGAGGGGCGCGGUGGGCAAGGCCAAGGGGCCACGGAGCCGUCCCGCCCCCCCCGGCAGGAACCACCCAAAGCUGACAAGAAGGAGGGGGGGUGGCACAAGAGGCCGGAGGCCAGAGAGGAGCGUAGGCGCCGGCACGGGGACCUGGGGGACAGGGAACAGGAUGGGGCCAAGCGCCCGAAGCGCCGGGAGCAGCCCGAGCCCCACAGCCGCCAGGGGCCGCGGGACACCAAGCCGGCCAAGGACCAGAAUGGGCAGCGUCGGGCGGGCAUCGGGAAGGGGGUGCUCCGCGGGCCCCAUGAGCACAACGUCUUCUGGGAGCCGCCCCGGCUGCAGCGGUACCGGGCGCCCCAGGGCUGCGUGGGCGUGGCCGACUGCGCCCGCCAGGAGGGGCUGGAGCUGUUUGGGGCCGAGCUGGCGCCCGUGCAGAAGGGACAGUUUCUGCAGCUGCUGCAGGGCUACAUGGCCGGGCUGGGCUGGGGGCAGCACUACGCGGGGCUGGCGGCCCGGCUGGACGGCGCCUUCGCCAGCGACGGCGCCUUCGCCCAUGACCGCCUGCGCUUCCGCCACUUCGUGGAGGACGUGGAGGAGCUGCUGGAGGAGCUGGCGGAGCAGGAGCAGGGCGACGAGGAGGCGGCUGAUGACUUCGAGGAAUAUGUGCUGCAGCACUAUGGCGGGGACGGCUUCACCAAGAAGGAGAGAGAGCGGCGCCGUGCAAAGCAGCAGAGCAAGGAGCUCCGUGGGCACGGGCCCCUGCGGGACAGGGACGGCCACCGUGGGAAGGAGAACAGCCCGCCAGACAAAGGCUAG
Emys orbicularis (European pond turtle) is the source of this 2103-nucleotide messenger RNA. It is a transcript of the gene PBXIP1, whose product is annotated as PBX homeobox interacting protein 1. Bases 1 to 2103 code for a protein of 700 amino acids. Gene Ontology annotation, cellular component: membrane. The transcript has 10 exons. The record is from RefSeq and is a predicted model, not a curated record. Lineage: Eukaryota; Metazoa; Chordata; Testudines; Emydidae.